UCAUUUCAUUCCUCCCCUCAUUCCGCGCAUUCCUCGCAUCGCUGGCGCCGCGCAGCCCGGCCGGGAGCCCGGCCCGCCCCGCCGCCGGCCGGGCAGCAACUCAUCCUCCGAGGGGCUCCGUCCGCCGGCCCGCGGCAACCUACUGCCGCGGUAUAAAUAGCCGAGAGACGGAUUAAAAAUAGGCGCGGGGCCAUAAAUAGCCAGGGGCGGCCCGGGGGCAGCGGGCGAAGUUUUGCCGUCGGAGCGCGGCGCGCUGGCGGUGCGCGGAGGGGGGGCCGCGGCGCGGAGAGCUGCUGCUGCUGCCGCUGCUGCUGGUUAAUUGCACAUUCAAGUGGAAAAUUUUCGGGAGUCAGCAGAAACAUUGUAUCCAAAAAAGACAAAGUCGCAGUUACUACAGCACCGAGGAGUUUGUCCCUGGAAAACUUCCUUUCGGUAGGAACCGUUUAUUUUGCUUGAGACUCCAGGCUUAGGCUUGGAGACCCCAACCAUCACCAUUGAGCCCAGCAGCUGGAGCGGCAGCGAGAGUCCUGCCGAAGAUAUUGAAAGAAUGAGUGAUUCUGCAGAUAAACCUAUUGACAACGAUGCAGAAGGUGUCUGGAGCCCUGACAUUGAACAGAGCUUUCAGGAGGCUCUAGCUAUCUAUCCACCAUGUGGGAGGAGGAAAAUCAUCUUAUCAGAUGAAGGCAAAAUGUAUGGUAGGAAUGAAUUGAUAGCCAGAUACAUCAAACUUAGAACAGGGAAGACACGGACCAGGAAACAGGUGUCUAGUCACAUUCAGGUUCUUGCCAGAAGGAAAUCUCGUGAUUUUCAUUCCAAGCUGAAGGUAACAAGCAUGGAUCAGACAGCAAAGGACAAAGCACUCCAGCACAUGGCAGCAAUGUCAUCAGCUCAGAUAGUCUCAGCUACUGCUAUUCACAACAAACUGGGCCUGCCAGGAAUUCCCCGUCCUACAUUUCCUGGGGCACCUGGGUUUUGGCCGGGCAUGAUUCAAACGGGGCAGCCUGGAUCCUCACAAGAUGUAAAGCCAUUUGUUCAGCAGGCCUAUCCUAUACAGCCAUCAGUCACAGCUCCCAUUUCAGGAUUUGAGCCUACGUCAGCUCCAGCUCCAUCAGUCCCUGCGUGGCAGGGCCGAUCGAUUGGUACGACCAAGCUCAGGCUGGUAGAGUUUUCAGCUUUCCUUGAACAGCAGAGGGAUCCUGAAUCAUACAAUAAGCACCUCUUCGUACACAUCGGACACGCCAACCAUUCUUACAGUGACCCCUUGCUUGAGUCCGUGGACAUUCGUCAGAUUUAUGACAAAUUUCCUGAAAAGAAGGGUGGACUCAAGGAACUGUUUGGGAAGGGGCCCCAAAAUGCUUUCUUCCUCGUAAAAUUCUGGGCUGACUUAAACUGCAACAUUCAAGAUGAUACAGGAGCAUUUUAUGGAGUCACCAGUCAGUAUGAGAGCUCAGAAAACAUGACAAUCACCUGUUCCACCAAAGUCUGCUCAUUUGGAAAGCAAGUAGUAGAAAAAGUAGAGACUGAAUAUGCAAGGUUUGAGAACGGCCGAUUCGUGUACAGAAUAAAUCGCUCCCCAAUGUGUGAAUAUAUGAUCAACUUCAUCCACAAGCUGAAGCAUUUACCAGAGAAAUACAUGAUGAACAGUGUGUUGGAAAACUUCACAAUUUUAUUGGUGGUAACAAACAGGGAUACACAAGAAACCCUGCUCUGCAUGGCUUGUGUAUUUGAAGUGUCGAACAGCGAACAUGGAGCACAGCAUCAUAUUUACAGGCUUGUAAAGGACUGAGCAGUUAUUUAUAUAUACACUUCAUUUCACUUCUUUAUCAAAACACAGACUGUAAACCUCAACACUAAGUGGCAGUGCCUCUGGCCCAACUUUCACCCACAUUUUUCUAAAGCCUGUUUUAGUGAAGUCAUUUUUAAUGUGUUCAUAUAUAAUUGUAGCUGUGAAAUUCUGGUACAGUUGUAAAAAUUAUUUCUAAAACUGUGUUCUUCAAAUUUGUAAACCACAGUUCUUUUGGGAAGACUGUAUUUAAGAACCUGACGCCUCUGUCUGUGGAGGCAUAUUUUUAAUUCUGAUAGAAAAAUGUAUGACAGAGCAUUUGCCAUGGGGAAAAACUGACAGCAUUUG
Dryobates pubescens (Downy woodpecker) is the source of this 2131-nucleotide messenger RNA. RefSeq names its product TEA domain transcription factor 1 (gene TEAD1). The record is from RefSeq and is a predicted model, not a curated record. Bases 548 to 1786 code for a protein of 412 amino acids. Lineage: Eukaryota; Metazoa; Chordata; Aves; Piciformes; Picidae. Gene Ontology annotation, cellular component: transcription regulator complex. Gene Ontology annotation, biological process: hippo signaling; embryonic organ development; regulation of transcription by RNA polymerase II. Gene Ontology annotation, molecular function: DNA-binding transcription factor activity, RNA polymerase II-specific; RNA polymerase II cis-regulatory region sequence-specific DNA binding. The transcript is spliced from 14 exons.